This is a messenger RNA of Nezara viridula (southern green stink bug), 249 nucleotides long. Lineage: Eukaryota; Metazoa; Arthropoda; Insecta; Hemiptera; Pentatomidae. The record is from the annotation of a GenBank genome assembly.
AUGUCAGAACACGAUCCGUUCCGCACAGGUGGUUCCUACUUCACGUCCCCAAGAGUGGCGGUUAGGGCUGAAGACACUUGGGCAUUACAGACACCAGCCUGCUUUAAGAAGCUGAAGCUAGUUUGGGUCCCAGGUAACAAGGGAGUAACAGAUAAUGAAAAAGCAGGAAAGCUUGCUCACAAUAGUGCUCAGCCACCUUUUAUGGGGUCAGAACCUAGAUUAGGGGUUUCAAAGAAUCGUCUACACUAA